UGAGGAAGCUGAAGGGUAUAUUGUUCAGUGAGCUUCAGAGAAGCUGCAGCAGGAUGGAUCUGAUGCUCCUCUGGCUGAUUGUGGCCUACUGCUGUAUUCCAUCACUUCUGGCCAUAAAAGAUGAACCUAUACUCUCCCAGAGUCCACCAGCCAUCGUCCUGAACCAGCUCAACUCCACAGCUGAGCUGCACUGCUCCACCACACACGAAAAUGUCGUCGCCCUGUAUCUGAAACAGCGCUACUCCAGCAAGCGAGAAGUGUUGUAUCUGUAUUUCAAACACUCAACUACAACAAUCCACCCUGACUACAAACAGCGCGUAUCAGUGAAAGGAAAGUGCUGUGAGUUUGCCAUCGUACUGACUGAGCUGCAGAUCGGAGACUCUGAUGGAUACUACUGUGAAUGGGUGCUAACAGAGCCCAGAAUCAACCAAGUGCAAUCCACUGAGACACUCAUCAUAAUAAGAGAUGGAGACCCAGAAGAAGAAUGCAACAAACAACGCACGAUUCAUCACGUUCUCUUCAUGAUCAGCGUGGCCAUAACUGUCACAAUGUUCAUUAUAUGCGCUGGUCUGCUGAUAUGGAGAAUCCAGCAGGUAAAACAGUCAAAUAAGCGCUAUACGCCUUAUAAAGUGCAUCAAAGGAGUCACCUACCCCACUGUCCCAACAGCAGAAGAUAACAGCAGAAGAUAACAGCAGAACAUAACAGCAGAACAUAACAGCAGAACAUAACAGCAGCUUGAAUGUCAUAUUCUUUUGAAAUGAUCAAAUUUUACCAGUGUUAUGCAAUAUGCAGUGUUAUUCCAAAAGUUUUAAACGGGGGCAAUUUGAGGCUCAUAAUGAGGUAAAAGAAAAGAAAUCUAACAAAUAAAGAUAUGAUUUUAAACAGGCGAUAUCAAGAGCUGAUUAUAUUUGUGACUUGGUACAAAAGCAGUCUUUGGAGAGUCAAGAUGGUCAGAGAAUUAUCUGUUUGUAAAUGAAUAAUUCCUCUCCAGCCCAUUAAACUGAUAUUAUUAAACUGUUCAAGGAAUUGGGAGGUAUUUCAGUUUGUAAAGGGCAAGGGCACAAGUAUUUUGAUAUUUUAUAGAAACAUUUGCUGCCUAUAAAACCUCAUCUUUUCCAGGGCCAUCUGUGCAUUUUUCAGCAAGACAAUGUAAAUCCAGAUGCUGCACACAUAAUAAAAAUGACUAUGAAUAAAAAGGGUAUGUGUACUGGACUGAUCUGAUCUGUUUACAGUAGGACAUGUGUAAAGAACUGACAACAUCACAAAAUGAAAAAAAUUCUACUAUGUCAUUUUGUUUUGGAAUGUGACGCAGGAAUGGAUCUUUGUCAAUAAAUGAAAUGAAUAUAAUCAGAUGAAA
Molecule: messenger RNA, 1358 nt
Organism: Astyanax mexicanus (Mexican tetra)
Lineage: Eukaryota; Metazoa; Chordata; Actinopteri; Characiformes; Acestrorhamphidae
Exons: 4
Coding region: 54-677 (207 amino acids)
Biological process (GO): adaptive immune response
Cellular component (GO): membrane
Molecular function (GO): signaling receptor activity
Source: RefSeq, a predicted model, not a curated record